Messenger RNA from Lodderomyces jiufengensis, 2139 nucleotides. It is a transcript of the gene CCN1, whose product is annotated as Ccn1p. Gene Ontology annotation, molecular function: cyclin-dependent protein serine/threonine kinase regulator activity. The coding region runs from base 1 to 2139 and encodes 712 amino acids. Gene Ontology annotation, biological process: regulation of cyclin-dependent protein serine/threonine kinase activity; regulation of G1/S transition of mitotic cell cycle; mitotic cell cycle phase transition. NCBI's taxonomy places the organism in Eukaryota, Fungi, Ascomycota, Pichiomycetes, Serinales, Debaryomycetaceae. The transcript has a single exon. Gene Ontology annotation, cellular component: cytoplasm; centrosome; nucleus. The record is from RefSeq and is a predicted model, not a curated record.
AUGUCAAAUUAUCAACAACAAAAAUUGAAUCAACAUCAUCAUAAUCACCAUCAUGAUCAACAUUUACAACAACAACAACAACAACAACAACAACAAAGACCGAAAUAUGGUCCACCUCAUAAUAUAAAACCACGUCAAUAUAAUAUAAUGCUAGAAAUGCUAGAAACUCAAUCUAAUAAAAAAUUAACUGAAGAAUAUCAAAUUGAAUUUUUAGAAACUUUAUCAAAUUUAGAAAAUCAAACUACAAUAAAUUCUUCAAUGAUUGAUUUACAACCUGAAGUUCAAUGGUUUAUGAGACCCUUUUUAAUUGAUUUUUUAAUUGAAUUACAUUCUUCGUUUAAAUUACAACCACAAACUUUAUUUUUAUGUAUGAAUAUUAUAGAUAGAUAUUGUGCAAAAAGAAUUGUUUUUAAACGUCAUUAUCAAUUAGUUGGUUGUACUGCUUUAUGGAUAGCUGGUAAAUAUGAAGAUAAAAAAUCAAGAGUUCCAACAUUAAAAGAAUUAACAAUAAUGUGUAGAAAUGCAUAUGAUGAAGAAAUGUUUGUUCAAAUGGAAAUGCAUAUUUUAAGUACUUUAGAAUGGUCAAUUGGUCAUCCAACUUUAGAAGAUUGUUUACAAUUAUCUAUAAAAUUUUCAAAUAUUAUAAAUUCAAAUUUAACUCCAUGUAAAUAUAAUCAUCAAAAUGAUAAUGGUUCAAGUACUUUAUCAGCUGUUACUGCUAUUGGAAGAUUUUUAUGUGAAUUAUCUUUAUAUGAUAAAUUCUUUUUAAAUGUACCAGUUAGUCUAAUUGCAAUUACUUCAAAUUUAUUAGCUUGUUCAAUGUUACAAAUUCCAAAUGCAUCAUUAAGUUUGAAAAAUUUAAUUGAAAAACAUAUAAUAGACCCAAAAAGAAAUCAAUUAAGAGAACAACAUUUUAAACAACAAAAACAAGCUCAACAACAAAACCACCAAAACAAAUAUCAACAACAUCAAGAACAAUUUAAAAUUCCAAAAUUUCCACCUAAGUUAUCAAACACCAACAUGUUUUAUUCACAAAAUAAUGAAAGUAAUUAUAGUCAUCAAUCAAAUAAUAUAAUGAGACAUUCAAGUAUUGAUGAUGACAUUGAUUUAGAUUUUGAUUAUGAAGAAACAGAUGUAGAUGAAGUUGAAGAAGAAGAAGAAGAAGAAGAUGAUGAUGAUGAUGAUUACGAAGAUGAAGAAGAUGAUGAAUAUAAUAAUGAAUUUAAUGAUACCCAUAAUACAACAUUUGAUGAAGAUAUUGAAAACAAAUCUCCAAAAAUUAUUGGAUCAUUUUUAAAUGGAUUUGAUGAAUCAAGUUUAAUUACAAUUAAAAAAAUUGCAAUGAUUUUAAUUAUCAACUUAAAUAAAGUAACUGAAGUAUUAACUAAAAAAUAUGAAGAUUUGGGAGUUAUACAAGUAUUAAGGAAUUUCCACUUAAAAAAUUCAAUCACAAUUCAACAAAUUAAUGAUUACAUAAUUAAAAAUUCAACAGUCAAUAACAAUAACAACAACAAUUCAAAUCAAUCAUCAACAUCAUCAAUUCAAUCAAUUUUAGAUAAUUUUGAUUCAAUAGAUUCAAGAAUCUUAAAUUCAAUAGAAUCAUUAAUAAAUUUUCCAAAAAAUUUAUCAAACCCAAAUGAUUUUUUAGAUGAAUUUAAUUUGACAUCAUCAUCAACUAGUUUAUUAUUAUCAUCUGAAUCAGAUUUUUUAUAUGGAAACCAUUUAAAAACUCCUAAAUCACCCUACCCAUUCACAUCAUCAACAGAUUCAAUUAUCCCGCCAAUUACUCCACCAUCAGCUACUUCUCAAUACCUGGUAUUUUCUAAUAAGAGAUCAAAUUCUUCAUCAUCUACAAAUAUUGAUUCAAAUUCAAAUAUAAAUUCAAAUUGUAAUACUCCAAUUAAUUACUCCGUAAAUUCAUUUAUUGGAAAACCAGAUCAACAACAACAAUCAAUACCGAGUUUAUUAAGAACAAAAUCAAAAAUUAGAAAAAAAGGAACUGCAAACACUGCAAGUAUUAAAGGUCAACAACAGCAACAAUCUCAAAGUAAUAGGGAUGGAUUUUCACCUAUCAAACCUGUUAUUACUACUAAUUCAUCAUUAAGCAAUAGUUCUCCUUUAAUGCAUCAACAUUUUUAA